AGAGGGGUUGCCAGAUGUGAGCAGGUUGUCUUCUGCUGCAAUGUAACAUCUGAGGAAGAUCUUAACAGAGAUUAUUCACAGUUUUGCGAGGGUCCUAAAGUGAUGGAAACAAAACAUGCAGCCGAGCUCCAUGUUUACAGUACUUCAUUAAGGACAUGCAGUUGAUUCCUCUUGACUGUGUCAGUGUGUGACUGCUUGUGCCAGGAUGAGGACACACCUCAGUUUGGCUAUGCUCUGUGUGCUGUCUGCAGCCGGAGUUUGCAGCAGUACAUCUGCACCAGGGAGACCAAGUCUACUUGGCUGCCGCUCCCCAGAGAAGGAGACGUUUUCCUGUUGGUGGGAGCCAGGCUCCGACGGAGGGCUGCCAACUGAAUACCGCCUCUUCUACAUGAGAGAAAAUUUGAGGGGAGUCCACGAAUGUCCGGACUACGUCUCUGCAGGGAAAAACUCCUGCUUCUUUGACAAGGAACACACUUCCAUCUGGGCUGAGUACAACCUGAGAGUGGUGGCCACAAACGCCCUGGGGAACGCCUCGUCAGACUUCUUCAUAAAUGAUGUGAUGAAAUAUGUGAAGCCUUAUCCUCCCGUAAAUGUCACAGUGCUGGCAAACAGCAGCACUCCCAGUGCAUAUCUGCAAAUACAAUGGAAAAGUCCUCCAAACGUGGACGUCAAAUCUGGCUGGGUCACUGCAAAUUAUGAGCUGAGGAUUAAACAAAACGGCAAGGAGUGGAAGAAUGUAGAAACAGGUGCACAAAAUGUUUUAAACCUGUACAGUGUCGAUCCCGGGGCCUCCUACAUGGUUCAGGUGCGCUGUAAGCUAGACCACGGCAACUGGAGUGAGUGGAGCAACACCACAUUUGUUAAAAUUCCGAAACAUCAUCAGAUUGAGAACCGCUUUUGGAUUCUGAUCUUUGCUUUUGCUAUGAUUCCUUUGUUGGCAACAAUAUGCAUCUUAGUGCUGAAGAGGAAACUGUUACUCAGUUUGAAGCAGUGGUUUCUGCCUCCUGUUCCUGGUCCAGUGAUAAGAGGAGUUGAUGUUCAGCUUUUCAAGAGUGGCCAACCAGAAGAUGUCGUAAACGUUCUCAUCGGCAAUCAGAACUUUCCUCCUAUGAUGCCGUGGACGGACCAGGUGGAGGAGUACCUGCUGGUGUCAGACAGUGAUGCAUGGCAGCUGACUGAUCCCUACAAAUUUCAUAAAAAGAAGGAAAAUUUUAUUAUUGAAUUACACUUGGAAUCAAAAAUCCAACACAGGGAGUCGACCCCUGGCCAGAAUGCCUGGGAAAAGACUGAGGAGAGUAAGGAUGAAACGGGCAACUUGGAAAGCUCCGAUGUUUCCCAGUCAGAAAGCAACUUAUCGAACAUGGAGCCAACGAAGCUGCUUAUAGAGGAACAGGGAUGUCCAAGCACAGAAAAAGCAGCCUUAACGAAUGUCAUCCAGCCCCUCGCAAACACCACUUAUGUGGAUUUUCAGCAACGAGAGAACUUCUGGGAUAAUAGUCCAUCACAGGCUGAAUACAGCAGGGUGAAAGAAGUAAACGGCGAGACCAUCCUCAUCCUCAACAACGAAAACAUCCUUCCUGGCUCAGACGUUCAGGAGCAGGAGAUGAACGGGGAGGUGAACCCACCAGAUGACUACAGUAGGGUCAAAGAGGUGAACAGUGACUUGGUUUUAUUGCAGAAACAUGACUCAGCUGACUCCUACUGUAAAAAAAAGGAAGACCACUACACAGAGUGGAUCAGUCAGAGACCGACAACGCCUCAUGAAGGCGAGCACAGCAAAGGAUUGUGCUCAGAAAUGGUUGAAAGUGGAUAUGUGGAUUCUGUUCCCGCUUUUUCUGUUAAAUGAUCUGUUGAGGUGUGACAGUCACAUUGGUCAUGAUUUAAAUGGUAAAUGGACUGAACAUAGCACUUUUCCAGUCAUACAGAGCACUCAAAGCGCUUUACACUAGAGCUCCGUAUCAAUUCACACAUUGAUACGCAGAUCGGUAGGCAACUUGAGGUUAAGUGCUUUGCCCAGGGGCACAUGAACAUAUGGCAGCAGGAAGCUGGGAUCAAACCCACAACCUUCUGAUUGCAAGACAACUACUCUUCCUACUGAGCCACAGUCGCCUUUACUGUUGAGUCAUGGGACACAGUCGAUGCAAUGUGUUCUUACUUUUGCUAUCGGCAACAAAUGGAACAAUACUGGAUGGGACAGACUUAUUUAUGGGAUGCACCAGCUGAUCUCCAGAGUGUAAUUUAUUUAUCUACCAUAGACUGAAGAAAUCAGAUUGCUUUGACAACCCUCUGGGUUUUUAAGUUUCCACUUUUAUUGUGAAAGUGGUUCAGCUGUACAUCUGUUAAAUGGAUUUUGAAAAACAACUUUGGAUGACAUUUUUCUGGCAGUGUGAUUUUUACCAGUGGCUUGUUAUUGAGUUUCCAUCACGAAUUCAGACUCUUGCUUUAACCCAAAGAGGACCAUCAGGUCAAAAUGACCUACCUGAAACACUAAAAACCCACCUACCACUCAUCUGCUGCUCCUGAAUGUAGUUAUUUAACCCGUGUUUAGUACAAAAGCUAACAAUCAAGUAAAAUCUUUCAGCCAACACGUAGAGAGCCAGUGCAUUCUCACUGAGAGUUGCAAGUGGACUCCUAACUACCCUUCAAACACUUUACAGAAAUGUCAGACUGCAAAAAUACAUUUUAGCUUAACUAUCUGAUUAUUUUUUGCAGUAAGUGAUAAUACAGAUCUUCACCACCACAAGCAGGAAAAGUGUUGCAAUUGAUGAGCUUAUUAAAUAUUUUUUGUUGUUUUUGUCUGUGUGGUAAAUCCUGGUGAGUCUGGUUUAUGUGAGAAGUGUGCACCUGAUAUACCUGUCUGCCUAGUUUUGGUUUCAGAGUCUACAUCAGACUAUCGACAGCACUAACAUGUUCACUGUGGUGACAAAAUCUAAUGUGAAUUUUUUUCUGCCCACUGGAUGGGUCUUUUAUUUCUGUCAAAUCACAAAUAAAAACAGGUUAUUCUCACAUUUUUGUUGACUAAUCCAAAUAAAGAGUUUAUUUUUGCAUGAGGAAA
Molecule: messenger RNA, 3055 nt
Organism: Girardinichthys multiradiatus
Lineage: Eukaryota; Metazoa; Chordata; Actinopteri; Cyprinodontiformes; Goodeidae
Gene: prlrb
Product: prolactin receptor b
Exons: 9
Coding region: 206-1846 (546 amino acids)
Biological process (GO): cytokine-mediated signaling pathway
Cellular component (GO): external side of plasma membrane
Molecular function (GO): protein binding; cytokine receptor activity
Source: RefSeq, a predicted model, not a curated record